AAAACUACUAUAUAUAUAACGUGUUCAAUCCUCACUUCAAAAACCCACAAAAACUUUAGAACGAAAAAAGAUGAAAAUCUUUAACUCAUCUCAAAACCUAUUCUUGGCCAUAACCUUUUUCCUUGUUCUCAUAGUUCAUCUAAAAGCCCAAGACAGUCCUCAAGACUUUUUGGCAGUUCACAACCGAGCACGAGCCGAGGUUGGGGUGGGACCCUUAAGAUGGGACGAGAAGGUGGCUGCUUAUGCCCGUAACUAUGCUAACCAGCGUAAAGGUGACUGCGCUAUGAAACACUCGAGCGGGUCCUAUGGAGAGAACAUCGCUUGGAGCAGCGGUAGCAUGACAGGCGUAGCAGCAGUUGACAUGUGGGUGGACGAGCAAUUUGACUACGAUUAUGAUUCCAAUACAUGUGCAUGGGACAAACAGUGUGGCCACUAUACUCAGGUUGUGUGGAGAAACUCGGAGAGGUUGGGAUGUGCAAAAGUGAGAUGCAACAAUGGUCAAACCUUUAUCACUUGCAACUACGAUCCUCCCGGUAACUGGGUUGGCGAGUGGCCUUACUAAAAGAAAACUCCAUUUAAAUGUUUUCGAAUAUAUGUUAUCCACAUGUAUAUAUGUAUUGUUUCCAUGUUGUUCAGUUAUACCAAUCAUCUAUCGUCAGCUAAUAAAGAUUGGUUUGUGUGGUCCUGGUCCGGUCCGGUCUUCUUUUGUACCACAUGUAUAAUGUAUGCGUGGAUUUUUAUAAUGGAAUAAGAAAAAUGCAAUGCUACGGCUUGCACUUGCUUUGUUUGCUAUAUGAAAAUCUCCUCUCCUUCUAUAUAUACACAUUAAUUAAUACAUGAUUAUUCAGGUUUUUAUUCUUUGCAUAUCAAAUUUUUG
Messenger RNA from Arabidopsis thaliana (thale cress), 877 nucleotides. Its product is annotated as CAP (Cysteine-rich secretory proteins, Antigen 5, and Pathogenesis-related 1 protein) superfamily protein. Gene Ontology annotation, cellular component: extracellular region. Lineage: Eukaryota; Viridiplantae; Streptophyta; Magnoliopsida; Brassicales; Brassicaceae. The record is from RefSeq and is marked reviewed. Gene Ontology annotation, biological process: defense response to other organism. The coding region runs from base 71 to 562 and encodes 163 amino acids. The transcript has a single exon.